AUGUCGUCCGACCCUUCGUAUAUUCUUCUGCUUGCAGCUGGUGUCUUUGGCGGUCUUCUUUGGUAUACCGUUUCUUCGGGUCGUAGAACGAAGCUGCCUCCGGGACCGAAGCGCCUCCCCAUCAUCGGGAACGCUCAUCAAGUUCCUACUGAGAGCCCGUGGAGAGCGUUCUCGGAGUGGGGAAAGAAGUAUGGUGACAUCAUACAUGUCGACAUAGUCGGCAAGCCCAUCAUCAUAAUAAAUUCAGAAAAAAUUGCAAGAGACCUGCUUGUAAAACGUGCAACCAUUUACUCUGACCGGCCGCACUUCGUCAUGGCGGGAGAACUCGUCGGAUAUAGCGCGCCGUUCGCGAUGCAAUCGUACAAUGACAAUUGGAGACGACAGCGUCGACUCAUUUCUCACGACUUCGCGCCGACCAAUACCCCACGAUAUCACGGACUUCAAGAGAAGGAAGCCCGAAUCCUUGUCCGGAACGUUUUCGAGAAUCCAGAAUCUCUUGUCUCUCAAGUUAAAUUGAGGAUCGGCAUCAUCAUCUUUCGAGUCACAUACGGGUAUUACAUUAAAUCCGAGAACGAUCCUAUCUUAACGACGCCAUUAGAGGCGAUGGAUAACUUCAGCUAUUCGACAACGCCAGGCAAUUUCCUGGUAGACUUUAUCCCCAUUUUGAAGUAUUUACCGCGAUGGGCACCUGGGUCUGGAUUUCUAACGACCGCAGAGCAGUGGAGGAAGCUUUUAUACGACUCUACCUAUAGACCUUACACCUGGUGCAAGAAAAACUUGGAAACUGGCCAGACGCUAUUGCCGAACCUGUGCGCCACAAUCCUCCAAAACCCGAUUCAUCAAUUGUCAGAAGAUGAGGAAACGAAACUGAUUUGGGCCGCCUCCAGUGUUCUUGGGGGUGGACUCGACACAAACAUGUCCUCUGCUUUGACAUUUUAUUUGGCGAUGAUCCUGAACCCUAGAAUUCAAGAGAAAGCACAGGCUGAGAUCGAUGCCGUCGUUGGGAAAGACAGAUUACCGACCAUCAAUGACCGUCCCAAUUUGCCGUAUAUAAGGAGUAUUAUCGCCGAAGUUCUCCGCUCGAGUCCUGCGAUUCCUCUAUGCCUCCCCCAUUGCACAAGUCAAGACGACGUCUACGACGGGCUCCUUAUUCCGAAAGGCUCAAUGAUAAUGCCCAACAUCUGGCACAUGCUCCAUAACCCAGAGGUCUACCCCAACCCCAUGGAGUUCGAUCCGGAACGUUUUCAUAACCUUGACUCCGAGAUGGACAAAGUCAAGGACCUCGUUUUUGGAUUCGGCCGUCGCGUCUGCCCAGGGAUGCACUUUGCCGAAGGAACUCUCUUUGCAAUUGUUUCCACGACUCUCGCGACGUGCAAACUUCUCCCGGGGCUAAACGGAAACGGCAAGGAAGACAUCCCUAAGUUCGAAUUUACCUCGGGAACCAUCGUAUUCCCCAAGCCAUUCACACUCAGGGUGAAAGCUCGUUCGAAUGAGGCAUUGGCUCUGCUCGCCGAGGUGUCUACCGUUGUAGAGUAG
Messenger RNA from Cyclocybe aegerita, 1536 nucleotides. Lineage: Eukaryota; Fungi; Basidiomycota; Agaricomycetes; Agaricales; Hemipholiotaceae. The record is from the annotation of a GenBank genome assembly.